AUGAUUAACGGACUGACAUGUCAAGGUCAUGCAGAGGCAUUCCAGCAUCAGGCUCUCGCUGUGUUUGAGGACGAGAUGUGUUGCUACAGUAUGAUGAGGGUGACGCUGUCAAUAAAUGCUCUCGCCGUCCACAUCCAAAACAAGCCCGGGACACCGCCAAAGUUUUUAAGAACCCCCAAUGACCAAACGGGAGUCCAAGGCGGCGUGGCAUCGUUCAUAUGUCAGGCGACUGGGGAUCCCCGGCCCAAGAUCGUAUGGAACAAGAAGGGGAAGAGAGUGAGCAACCAGAGAUUUGAGGUGAUAGAGUUUGACGAUGGUUCAGGCUCAGUUCUGAGAAUCCAGCCUUUACGUACGCCACGGGACGAAGCCAUAUACGAAUGUGUGGCCUCCAACAGUGUUGGAGAGACGAGCGCCAGCACACGGCUGACUGUUUUACGUGAGGACCAGCUGCCCGCUGGGUUCCCCACCAUAGACAUGGGCCCUCAGCUCAAGGUGGUGGAGCGGACGCGCACCGCCACCAUGCUCUGCGCGGCCAGUGGCAACCCCGACCCAGACAUCACCUGGUUCAAGGACUUCCUGCCGGUCAACACGUCCAGCAACAACGGACGAAUCAAACAGCUCCGCUCAGAAUCCUUUGGUGGUACACCAAUAAGAGGAGCCCUCCAGAUCGAGCUGAGCGAGGAGUCGGACCAGGGGAAGUACGAGUGUGUGGCCACCAACAACGAUGGCACCCGCUACUCCGCCCCGGCUAACUUAUACGUCAGAGAGCUGCGAGAAGUGCGUCGGGUUCCCCCUCGCUUCUCCAUCCCUCCGACGGACAGCGAAAUAAUGCCGGGCGGCAGCGUCAACAUCACGUGCGUGGCGGUGGGCUCACCCAUGCCCUACGUCAAGUGGAUGCUGGGCUCCGAGGACUUGACCCCAGAGGACGACAUGCCCAUUGGCCGCAACGUGCUGGAGCUCACUGACGUGGUGCAGUCGGCCAACUACACCUGCGUCGCCAUGUCCACACUGGGCGUCAUCGAGGCCAUGGCUCAGAUCACUGUCAAAGCUCUACCCAAGCCUCCAGGGGUCCCCGUGGUAACUGAACGCACGGCGACCAGCAUCACCCUCACCUGGGACUCUGGCAACCCAGAGCCUGUCUCCUACUACAUCAUCCAGCACAAGUCCAAGAACUCUGAGGACCCUUACAAGGAGAUUGACGGCGUGGCCACCACCCGCUACAGCGUCGGCGGCCUCAGCCCAUACUCCGACUACGAGUUCCGCGUGGUGGCGGUCAACAACAUCGGCCGCGGGCCGUCCAGCGACGCCAUCGAGGCCAAGACGGCAGAGCAGGCGCCCAGCACGGCGCCACGGCAGGUCCGAGGCCGCAUGCUUAGCGGCACCACGGCCAUCAUCCAUUGGGACGAGCCCGAGGAGGCCAACGGUCAGAUCAUGGGCUACCGGGUCUACUACACCAGCGAGCCCACGCAUCAGGUCAACCAGUGGGAGAAGCAGAUAGUCCGGGCCUCCAACUUCCUCACCAUCCAAAAUCUGACACCAAACAAGACAUACUACAUCAAGGUGCUGGCCUACACGUCAGUGGGAGACGGACCACUGUCCUCUGACCUACAGAUUAUCACCAAGACAGGAGUUCCAUCCCAGCCGACGGACUUCAAGGCGGAGGCUAAGUCUGAGACAAGUGUCCUGCUGUCUUGGGUAGCGCCCUCUCAGAAUGGACAGGACAAUCAAAUUAUGGGAUAUGAGCUGCUGUACAGGAAGAAGGAUGAGAAAGAAGAGAAGCGGGUGAGCUUUGAGCCCACGGCCACCUACCUGCUGAAGGACUUGAAGCCCUUCAGCACCUACACGUUCCAGUUAGCGGCACGCAGCAAACACGGCGUGGGAGCCUACACCAAUGAGAUCUCAGCUGAGACGCCCCAGACACAACCCUCAGCUCCACCUCAGGAUGUCAAGUGCUCUAGCCAGAGUUCCACCAACAUUAUGGUAAGUUGGCGGCCACCCCCCAUGGAACUUCAAAACGGAAUCAUUACCAAGUACGCCAUCCAGUACGGCGCCACGGAGGGAGAAGACUUGGCCACAAGGCAAAUCUCGGACAUCCCCCCGGAAUCCACCCAGUACCUCUUGGAAAACUUGGAAAAAUGGACAGAGUACCGCGUGACCGUGACCGCCCACACUGACGUAGGGCAGGGCCCCGAAAGCUUGCCCCAACUCAUCCGAACAGAGGAGGAUGUGCCCAGUGGCCCCCCUCGCAAAGUUGAGGUGGAGCCCGUCAACUCCACGUCAAUAAAAGUGAUGUGGCGCUCACCAGUGUCCAACAGGCAGCACGGGCAGAUCCGCGGAUACCAGGUGCACUAUGUCAGGAUGCUAAAUGGGGAGGCCAUGGGACAGCCAAUUAUCAAGGACAUCCUGAUAGACGAUGCUCAGUGGGAAUAUGAUGAUUCCACCGAACAUGAGAUGGUCCUUGUUGACCUGCUGGCUGAGACCACAUACUCCGUCACCGUAGCUGCCUACACCACUAAGGGCGAUGGGGCCCGUAGUAAGCCCAAGCUGGUCACCACCAUGGGUGCAGUUCCCGAGCGCCCGCGCCUUAUGGUGAGUGCCACCAACAUGGGCACGGCCCUUCUCCAGUGGCACCCGCCGCCCAACACGCAUGGCACCCUCCUCGGCUACCGCCUGCGCUUCGGCCGCAAGGACGUGGAGCCGCUGACCGUCAUCGAGUUCCCCGAACGCGAGAACCAUUACACCACCAAGGAGAUCCACAAGGGCGCCUCGUACGUCUUCCGCCUGUCCGCCCGCAACAAGGUGGGCUUCGGGGAGGAGACGGUCAAGGAGAUCAGCACGUCCGAGGACGUGCCCAGCGGCUACCCGCAGUCCAUCGCCGCCGAGGCGGCCACCGCCACCACCAUCCAGGUGAGCUGGCGGCCAGUCCUGCUGGCCGAGCGCAACGGCGCCAUCGCGAGGUACGCACUGCAGUACAAGGACAUCAACAGCCCGCAGAGCCCGUCCGAGCUCUUCAUCAAGGCGCCCGAGUCCACCGUCACGCUGGACGGCCUGCGCGCUGACACUACGUACGAUAUCAAAAUGUGUGCCUUCACCAGCAAGGGCCCUGGCCCGUAUAGCCCCAGUGUCCAGUUCAGAACACAGCCCGUCGAUCAAGCAGUGUUUGCAAAAAAUUUCCAUGUGAAAGCUGCCACGAAGACCUCGGUGCUGCUGACGUGGGACAUUCCCGACAACUACAACGCCGCUCAACCGUUCACCAUCCUCUACGACAAUGGCCAGAGCGUGGAAGUGGACGGCCGUCUCACCCAGAAGCUGAUCACCAACCUCCAGCCGGAGACCCAGUACUCCUUCCUGCUGACCAACCGUGGCAACAGCGCAGGCGGGCUGCAGCACCGCGUGACGGCCAUGACGGCGCCGGACAUCCUGCGCACCAAGCCCACGCUGGUGGGCAAGACCAACUCCGACGGCAUGGUCACCGUGCAGCUGCCCACGGUGCAGACCGCCGAGAAAGUCAGGGGCUACUACAUCGUGGUGGUGCCGCUGAAGAAACGCACAGGGAAGUUUGUGAGGCCUUGGGACAGCCCGGAUGAGAUGAACCUAGAGGAGCUGCUGAAUGAGAUCAACCGGACGAGCCGAGCGCUCCGUUUCCGGCGUCAGGUUGAGUCCAAGCCGUACAUCGCCGCCUACUUCAAGGACCUGCCCACAGAGUUCACACUGGGCAACGGCCAGAGCUACGGAGACUUCGAGAACAAGAAGCUGCACAACGGACAGGAGUACAUCUUCUUUGUCUUAGCCGUGCUGGACAUCUCUGAAAACACCAUGUACUCGACCAGCCCGUACUCGGGACCCUGUGUGUCGGCGGACAUCGAUCCCCAGCCCAUCAUCGACGAGGAGGAGGGCCUGCUGUGGGUCGUGGGUCCCGUCCUCGCCGUGGUCUUCAUCAUCUGCAUCGUCAUCGCCAUCCUGCUCUAUAAGAGCAAACCAGACAGGAAACGUGCCGAGUCGGAGGCCAGGAAAGGAAGCCUGCCGCACAGCAAGGAGUUGCCCUCGCACCACCCCACUGACCCCGUGGAGCUGCGCCGGCUCAACUUCCAGACGCCAGGUUCAGGCGUGUGCGGUUAUCCCAGUAACCUCCAUUUGUCAAGCAUGGCUAAUCAUCCUCCCAUCCCCAUACUGGACCUGGCUGACCAUCUGGAGAGACUCAAAGCCAACGACAACCUCAAGUUCUCCCAGGAGUACGAGUCCAUUGAUCCUGGACAGCAGUUCACCUGGGAGCACUCCAACCUGGAAGUGAACAAGCCCAAGAACAGAUAUGCCAAUGUCAUCGCCUACGAUCACUCCAGAGUCUUACUCUCAGCGAUCGAUGGUAUACCAGGCAGUGAUUACAUCAAUGCCAACUACAUCGACGGCUACCGGAAGCAGAAUGCCUACAUCGCCACGCAGGGGUCGCUCCCGGAGACGUUCGGAGACUUCUGGAGGAUGAUCUGGGAACAGCGCAGUGCCAACAUCGUCAUGAUGACCAAGCUGGAGGAGAGGUCCAGGAUGCCUUCAUAUUUCUUCUCCAAGGUGAAAUGCGACCAGUACUGGCCAACCAGAGGGACGGAGACCUAUGGCCUUAUCCAAGUAACUCUGCUGGACACAGUGGAGCUGGCUACCUACUGCGUCAGGACCUUCGCCCUCUAUAAGAAUGGCUCGAGUGAAAAGCGGGAGGUGCGGCAGUUCCAGUUUACAGCCUGGCCUGACCACGGAGUGCCCGAGCACCCCACACCGUUCCUGGCCUUCCUGCGCAGGGUGAAAGCCUGCAAUCCUCCAGACGCUGGACCCAUGGUGGUACACUGCAGUGCGGGCGUUGGCCGUACGGGCUGCUUCAUCGUGAUCGACGCCAUGCUGGAGCGCAUCAAGCACGAGAAGACGGUGGACAUCUACGGGCACGUGACGCUGAUGCGUGCCCAGCGCAACUACAUGGUCCAGACGGAGGACCAGUACGUGUUCAUCCACGACGCACUGCUGGAGGCCGUCACCUGCGGCAACACGGAGGUGCCCGCCCGCAACCUCUACACCUACAUCCAGAAGCUCACGCAGAUCGAGACGGGCGAGAACGUCUCCGGCAUGGAGCUCGAGUUCAAGCGCUUGGCCAACACCAAAGCCCACACCUCCCGAUUCAUCAGUGCCAAUCUGCCCUGCAACAAGUUCAAGAACCGCCUUGUCAACAUCAUGCCAUACGAGUCCACACGAGUCAGUCUGCAGCCCAUCCGCGGGGUGGAGGGCUCCGACUACAUCAACGCCAGCUUCAUCGACGGAUACAGGCAACAGAAGGCCUACAUCGCCACGCAAGGCCCUCUGGCCGAGACCACCGAGGACUUCUGGAGAAUGCUGUGGGAGCACAACUCCACCAUCGUGGUCAUGCUGACCAAACUCCGAGAGAUGGGACGGGAAAAAUGCCAUCAGUAUUGGCCAGCGGAGAGGUCUGCCCGCUACCAAUACUUUGUGGUGGACCCUAUGGCCGAAUACAACAUGCCUCAGUACAUCCUGAGGGAGUUCAAAGUCACCGACGCCAGGGAUGGACAGUCGCGGACGGUACGUCAGUUCCAGUUCACCGACUGGCCCGAACAGGGAGUGCCAAAAUCGGGAGAGGGCUUCAUCGACUUCAUCGGCCAAGUGCACAAAACGAAAGAGCAGUUCGGCCAAGACGGACCCAUCUCGGUCCAUUGUAGUGCUGGCGUGGGCAGGACCGGAGUCUUCAUCACUCUCAGUAUAGUGUUGGAGCGGAUGAGGUACGAGGGCGUGGUGGACAUCUUCCAGACGGUGAAGAUGCUCAGGACGCAGAGACCUGCCAUGGUGCAGACAGAGGAUCAGUAUCAGUUCUGCUAUCGAGCAGGCUUGGAGUACCUUGGGAGCUUUGAUCACUAUGCAACGUAAGAGUCUCGCUCCGGGCGGGCGGGGGCAAACCAGACAGGCCUUGUGAGGAGCCAGAGCGUCUCUACUGAGCCAUAACUCCCUGCUUGCGACAAGUACUUCUUUACUCAACUCCUAGGGUCAAGACUUACGUGUUGGGCGACGAACCCAAACCUAAAAAAAAAAGAUUAUUAAAUAAUUGAGGAUAGACAAUACCAUGCGGACCAAGAUUAACCCCCCUCACAACUCUCAGUAGAACCUCCACACUUCCCCCUACCAUCAAACCCUUCAUGUCCCCUGCCUAUUCCAACAAGAAAAUCCAAUAAUCGUGCCCCCCCCCCCCCCCCCCCCCCCAAUACUGAGACACGGGGAAUCCUGACUGUUGGAGCUCUGUAUGGAAUUAUUAUUUUUCUUCUGUUGGCUUCAAGGAUUCCCCUCGGACGGCUCAACUCAACACAUGAAAUAAAUAAAAAAAAUUAAAAACACAUAUACGUAAAAUGAGUAAAUAAAUGAACAUUCAUGAGAACUGCAUCAACUGACACAGAGCUUUUGGGGAGAGGAGGAGUCGGAUGGAAACAGCCUGAGAGAAGAUGCACAUUGUAAAGAGUAUUUUCUGUUCUACAAUCAAAUGACACGAGAGAGCAUCUCAUUGGAUGACGAAAAAAGAAAAGACCAGUGAUUGGUGAAAUAUUAAAAAGGGACACCACUAAAGUCAAAAAGAAAAUAGUAAUUUUCCUGUCGCAACUUUCCUGUUCAAUUAUAAAAAAGGGGGUGGGUGUGGGAUGUUUAAAGGAAUACCAGAUAAAUUAUAAAAACCUAUUGAUUUAGUUUUUUAGUACUUUAUUAUACAGCUGAUCCUGUGCUUUAUUUUGAACUGUGUGAAAUUAUUUCCUUUUUUUUUAACAAAAUGAUCACUUGACGAAGUGAAUUCAAGUAUAGGCUUUGUCAUUCACCUUUUUCCAUCUGAUGCAUAAUUUUGUAAGCUGUAGAACUACUCUAAUGUAUGCACCAUCAAGUUUAAAAAAAUCCCUACGCUGUCUUUUUACUUUUUUUUUUUAUUCCCUUUUGUUAAAAAAAGGAAUACCUGUUGUCACUUGUUUUUAUCAUAUAAUUGUUUUGCAGACCUGCGUUUUCACUACCACAAUGCUAACGUAAGCAUUUCUUUUUCUAUUUGUCCACAAUCACAUACACAAUAACCUACACCUGUUCAAUUGAGUAAAUUGAACUCAAUUCAAUUGAAUUCAAUAAACUGGGGCUUUGUGGAAUCAACAGGGAUGAGCAAAGUAUGAAGUUGCUGCUACCAAUUAUCUUAGUUCUUCCAUGUUAGAAUGAUGUGUUGCUAAUGAGAGGAUAUUUAUAAAUACCAGAUUUAUAUUAUAUAUAUAUAUAUACAUAUACAUAUAUAUAUGUAUACCAUAUAAAGCAAAUAUAUUCUCUAUAUGUUCCAUGUAUAGAGAAUAUAUGCACCAUAUGAACAUAUUUAUGAACUUCAAGACUACAAUAUAAAUGAAUAUAUAAAUAUAUGUUAUGAAUGAUUAUAUAUAAAAAGUUCUGCAAUGAGAUUUCUGGAGUUUUUUGGGGGAAAUGAUGAGAACUUUCACUGGAAUGCACAUCAGUAGGGACAAAAAAAAAAGAUCGUAUUUCUGAUUCAGUGCAUCUUUUCUUGUGCAAUAAAUAGGUGUGUAUUAUAAGUAGGGUUUUUGUGUGGAUACCUUGAUUUGUUUCCCUUUCUCUCUCUCUCUCUCUUUCUCUCUAUCUUUUUUCAUGUCAUUGCUAUCCCCUCGACAAAAGGGGGAUUAAGGAGAUUGUCACGUUGUCACUCAAAAAUAAUGUAGUGAAUUUAGCCAUGUGGAAGUACCGUCUAUGGUUAGUGCAGCUACAGUAGAACGUUAGCCAUGUAGUCAUCCUCCAGUAUAGUAAGGCAAGGUACAAAGACGUCACUUUCUUGAGGUUUUAAAAAGGUGUAAUAGCGUAAUAUUUUAUGUUUUAUUUUUUUGCAUUUAGAGUGCCUUAUAUUUAUGCCUGCUUUUAUUAAAACACUCAUUAACUCUUUUAUGUAUUGUCUAGUAGUCAUAUUAUCAAUUUGUGUAUUUAAUUUUACCAUAAGUAUUCUCUUUUUUGUUAAAAGUAUUAUGACAUCAUAUGGAAUUAUAUAUGCAAAUAAGUAAAUUCAAAUGCUCCAGUUUCUUUUUUCCUUGAUCCUUAUGAUUUUUUGUGGCCUUAAUCUGGCAUAGUGAAAAGUAAACUAGAACAGCAAACAUUACAAAUUACACAUGGCUCGAGGUCCAUCACUAUACGUUGUUAACUUGUACAUCGUUUUUCAACUUGUGGCGCUAAUAGGGUGAAGACUGCAGCAUCAUUGUGUGUGACGAUGUGAGAUAUUGUUGUGUCUCAAAAUCAGCUAGGUGCAUUUCUAAGUCUACUCUUAAAGACAAAAACCUUAACAGCACAAAGCAUUUAGUUCUCGUUUUAUCGUCUUCGUGUCGGUCACAUGAGACAGCCUCCAGCUAUCGGAGCGCUAGGAGUUAACUCCUGACUCUCAGUCGAAAAGGGACUCCAUACCCUGCCUUAGGACUGACAGUACACACUUGAUAAGGAAGGGUCGUAAUCAGAAGAAGCAAGCAGGAAAAUAACAUUAAAAAUACACAAACAACUGAAAAGAAAAGAAAGACAUGUUAAAAGUUUAACAAAUUAAUUCUUGACAAUCGAGCAGCGUGUAGGGGCCAGGGAGGGCGAAGGACACUCUCACAAAGCAAGAAGCAUUAUUCUUACACGUAUUUACGUUGGUUGGUAUCAACAUAUGACAAAGACACGUUCAAAUUUUGUUUGCACGGUAGAUAUACAGUAUAUAUAUAUAUAUAUAUAUAUAUAUAUAUAUAUAUAUACUUUUUGUUUAUCUUCAGUGGCUUUGUGGAUGUGCAUUCCAGGUGCUUUCUUUCCCUGAUUGCGUUGCGCUGAAAGGUUAUGAUUCUCUUAGUCGUUUCAUUGGUUCAUAUUGUUUUUUUGUUGUUGUUGUUUGUUUUUUUUCUUUUUCUUUUCUUUUCGAUGUUGUUGUUAUUGUUGCAUUCUCCUUAACCAGUCUUUAAUUUUACAUUCAUUGCUGUAACAGUCAAACUCAAAAAGUGCUAUUAUUUAGCUCCAUGUACACAUUAACUCAUCUGUUUCACGUCAUUAUUUUCCCAGGUGUGUCUUUUUCAUUUUCUCCAUUUCAAUCUUAUUUCAAUAUGCAUGGUAACCAUGUGGCCAGAGAGGGUCUGGUAGGAAGAAUUGCACUUUCUCUAUCUUUGUACUAUGCACUGCCCUCUUGAUUCUGAACCCAAUAAUGUAUUACUUGAACCCAUCUGUAAGAAACUCCUGACACACUCACUUUGUGUAUAUAAAUAACACAAUGGUAUUGAAAUUUAAAAAAAAAAGACAAAAAAAAAAAGGUUUGUGGCAAAAAGAGCAUCCAUUCUGGUGCCAUGGAAACUCAUCCAGGUGACUCCCUCCCUCUUUGGAAAUUUUUGCCUCUCCCCCUUCUUCCCAAACCCGUCCUAUCCUUAUCCAAGCUCCCCCCACCAAUCCCCUCUCCGCCAUCCGUUCUGUGGCUUUUGCCCUAAGAGCUUAGAGUGUCAUUGAGAGAAAAUAAACGUUGUGUUCUCUACUCUUUCUCUCUCUCUCUCUCUCCUAUCUAUCACUUGUCUGGAUGCAUAGACUGAAAUUAAUUAAAGAAAUUGUACAAAACAACUACAAAAAAAAGAGAAAAAUGGCUUGUUAAAAGAAAUCAUAAAAUUACCUCCAGUUAGUUGUAAACGUAUACUGUUUUCUUUUUGUUUUGUUUUUUUGUUUUUAUUCUGAUUUGUUAUUUGUUUGUUUUCUGAAUGAGAGGGGUGAUUUUUAUUUUCUUACCUAGGUUACAUUGGUGGCGAAAGAUGUCUGUAUGGAUAUAAAAAAACAGUUCUUUGCUGACACAAGUUCCAUUUGUUAUAAAUGAAUUCUAUUAAAAAAUGUAAGUGUUA
Alosa sapidissima (American shad) is the source of this 9890-nucleotide messenger RNA. Its product is annotated as receptor-type tyrosine-protein phosphatase delta-like. The record is from RefSeq and is a predicted model, not a curated record. Gene Ontology annotation, molecular function: protein tyrosine phosphatase activity; protein binding. Lineage: Eukaryota; Metazoa; Chordata; Actinopteri; Clupeiformes; Clupeidae. Gene Ontology annotation, biological process: protein dephosphorylation.